AUGCUUCCUGGUCCAAGCCUGGAGAAUGGGUCUAGAUCUGGCAAGGUAGAAGAUAUGAUACGGUGUGGGAGCAUCCUGUGGUUUGGGGCUAAACCCAUUUAUGGUGGCUGGCUGCUCCUGGCUCCAGAUGGCACUGACUUUGACAACCCAGUGCACCGGUCUCGGAAGUGGCAGCGACGAUUUUUCAUCCUAUAUGAGCAUGGCCUCUUGCGCUACGCCCUGGAUGAGAUGCCCACCACUCUCCCUCAGGGCACCAUCAACAUGAACCAGUGCACAGAUGUGGUAGAUGGGGAGGCCCGCACAGGGCAGAAGUUCUCCCUCUGCAUUCUGACGCCUGACAAGGAACAUUUUAUCAGGGCAGAGACCAAGGAGAUCAUCAGUGGGUGGCUAGAGAUGCUCAUGGUGUAUCCCAGAACCAACAAGCAGAACCAGAAGAAGAAACGGAAAGUAGAGCCACCCACCCCACAGGAGCCUGGGCCUGCUAAGAUGGCUGUCACGAGCAGCAGUGGCGGCAGCGGCGGUAGCAGCAUUCCCAGUGCCGAGAAAGUCCCUACCACCAAAUCCACACUCUGGCAGGAAGAAAUGAGAGCCAAAGACCAGCCUGAUGGAAACAGCCUGAAUCCAGCUCAGAGUCCCAGUCAAACCCUGCCUCCUGCUGUUUGUACCCCACGGGAAAUAGGGCUAGAAAGCAAAGAAGCCGCAUGGUCUACAGCAUCUGCCCCAACAGCCUGGGUAAAGCCAGCAGGCCACCCAACCACAUGGACUCCAGCAGUGCUGGGGGGUGGGGAACAGAGAUACUGGGGAGCACCUUUGCCUUUAAAGCCAGCAGGCAGUAUGCCGCCCUGGCCGACGUCCCUAAGGCCAUCCGGAUCAGCCAUCGAGAAGCCUUCCAGGUGGAGAGAAGGCGGUUGGAGAAUAGGACUCGGGCCCGGAGCCCUGGCAGGGAAGAGGUGGCCCGUCUGUUUGGCAACGAGCGGAGGAGGUCCCAGGUAAUUGAGAAAUUUGAGGCCUUGGACAUUGAAAAGGCAGAGCACAUGGAAACCAACAUGCUGAUUAUGACCACUCCAUCAAGUGACACUCGUCAGGGCCGCAGUGAGAAACGGGCCAUCCCUAGAAAGCGGGACUUUGCCAGUGAAGCCCCCACAGCUCCUCUCUCAGAUGCUUGUCCCCUGUCUCCACACCGAAGAGCCAAGUCAUUGGACAGGAGGUCCACAGAACCCUCCAUGACGCCUGACCUACUGAAUUUCAAGAAAGGCUGGCUAACCAAGCAGUAUGAGGAUGGCCAGUGGAAGAAACACUGGUUUGUCCUGGCUGAUCAGAGCCUGAGAUACUACAGGGAUUCCAUGGCUGAGGAGGCAGCUGACCUAGAUGGAGAAAUUGACUUGUCUACCUGUUAGAUACAUACCAAGGAGGGUGAGUUCACCCUGUCGGCCAUGACAUCUGGCAUACGUCGGAACUGGAUCCAGACUAUUAUGAAGCAUGUGCUCCCAGCAUCUGCCCCAGAUGUGACCAGCUCAUUGCCUGAGGAAAAGAAUAAAAGCACAUCCUCUUUUGAGACCUGCCCAAGGCCGAAUGAGAAGCAAGAAACUGAGCCAGGAGAGCCAGACCCUGAGCAGAAGAAGAGCCGUGCUCGAGAGCGGAGGCGGGAGGGCCGCUCCAAGACAUUUGACUGGGCCGAAUUCCGCCCCAUCCAACAGGCCCUGGCUCAAGAAAGGGCCAACACUGUGGGGUCCUCUGAAGCUGGUGAACCUGGGCGUCCUGAAGCCGAGCCAGGUGAGCUGGAGCGUGAAAGAGCUCGACGGCGAGAAGAGCGCCGAAAGCGCUUUGGGAUGCUGGACACAGUUGAUGGGCCAGGUGUAGAGGAUACACCCCUACGUAUGGACAUAGAUCGGAGCCCAGGGCUGCUGGGACCCCCUGACCUCAAAACGCAGAAUGUCCAUGUGGAAAUUGAGCAGCGAUGGCACCAAGUGGAAACUACCCCUCUCAGGGAGGAGAAACAGGUGCCUAUUGCCCCUCUGCACCUAUCCUUGGAGGACAGAAGUGAGCGGCUAUCUACACAUGAGCUCACCUCUCUGCUAGAGAAAGAGCUGGAGCAGAGCCAGAAAGAGGCCUCGGAUCUUCUAGAGCAGAACCGACUUUUGCAGGACCAGUUAAGGGUGGCCCUGGGCCGAGAGCAGAGUGCCCGGGAGGGCUAUGUGCUACAGACUGAAGUGGCCACCUCCCCAUCGGGUGCCUGGCAGAGGCUCCAUAGAGUCAACCAAGACCUCCAAAGUGAGCUGGAAGCUCAGUGCCGACGGCAAGAGCUCAUCACGCAGCAAAUUCAGACCCUGAAACAUAGCUAUGGGGAGGCCAAGGAUGCAAUCCGGCAUCAUGAGGCUGAGAUUCAGACCCUGCAAGCAAGACUUGGUAAUGCAGCUACAGAGCUGGCCCUUAAGGAGCAGGCUCUAGCCAAGCUCAAGGGUGAGCUGAAGCUGGAGCAGGGCAAAGUUCGUGAGCAACUGGAGGAAUGGCAGCACAGCAAGGCCAUGCUGAGUGGCCAGCUGAGGGCCAGUGAGCAGAAACUCAAAAGUACAGAAGCCUUGCUGCUAGAAAAGACACAGGAACUGAGGGACCUAGAAACACAGCAGGCAUUGCAACGGGACCGACAGAAGGAGGUGCAGAAGCUGCAGGAAUGCAUUGCUGAGCUCAGCCAGCAACUAGGUUCCAGUGAACAGGCCCAGAAUAUGAUGGAGAAGAAGUUGAAGAGGAACUACACACUAUUGCUAGAGAGCUGUGAACAAGAGAAGCAGGCACUGUUGCAGAACCUGAAGGAGGUAGAGGACAAGGCCAGUGCCUAUGAGGAGCAACUCCAAGGCCAUGUGCAGCAGGUAGAAGCCCUCCAAAAAGAGAAACUGAGUGAGACAUGCAAAGGCAGUGAACAGGUGCACCUGCUAGAGGAAGAGCUGCAGGCCCGGGAGGCGAGCAUCCGCCAGUUAGCCCAGCAUGUACAGAGCCUCCAUGAAGAACGGGAUCUCAUCAAGCAACAAUUCCAAGAACUCAUGGAACGUGUGGCCACGUCUGAUGGGGACGUGGCUGAGCUCCAAGAGAAGCUGAGGGGAAAAGAAGCUGACUACCAGAAUCUAGAGCACUCACACCACAGGGUCUCUAUCCAGCUACAGAGUGUGCGCACUCUGCUGAGAGAAAAGGAAGAGGAGCUCAAGCACAUUAAGGAAGCACAUGAGAGAGUUCUAGAAAAGAAAGACCAAGACCUCAAUGAGGCUUUGGUUAAAAUGAUCGCCUUGGGCAGCAGCUUAGAGGAAACAGAAAUUAAGCUGCAGGAAAAGGAAGAGUGUCUAAGGAGAUUUGUAAGUGAUUCUCCAAAAGAUGCCAAAGAGCCUCAGAGUACGGCAGAGCAAAUGGAGGACAGUGGCAUUUUGCCACUAGGCUCAGUCACCAGAGUAUUUCCAGGCUUUGCCCACUCACAGCCAGAGGAUGAAGACCCUGGUGCUGGCCAAGGGGAGGAGUGUAGCAGUGGUAGCCCCAGCAGAGAGGACAUGGUAGCCCCAAAGUCUGCAGAUGUGCCUGACAGGGAGGGGAACCUGCAAAGCUCCUCUAAAUCUGACCAGGGAGCACCUUUGAAAAGGCCAAGAAUCCGGUUCUCCACAAUCCAGUGCCAGAGAUAUAUACACCCUGAGGGGUGUGCCAAGGCCUGGACUAGCAGCACAUCAUCAGACACCAGCCAGGACCAGUCACCCUCAGAGGACAGUGUGUCCUCAGAAGCUACCCCUAGCACACUCCCUGCAGCUGCAGAUGCUGAAACAUACAUCUCUAUAAUCCACUCCCUGGAGACAAAGCUCUAUGUCACAGAGGAGAAGCUCAAAGAUGUGACCGUGAGGCUGGAGAGCCAGCAGGGCCAGAGUCAGGAGGCAUUGCUUGCAUUGCACCAGCAGUGGGCUGGCACUGAGGCACAACUGCGGGAGCAACUCCGUGCCAGCCUGCUACAGGCUAGUGCACUGGCCUCUCAGCUAGAGCAGGAGAGACAGGAGAAGGCCACAAACAUCGAGCACCACCCUGAGGAGCUGGGAGACUUCCAAGUCAAAAAUAGUCAAGCCCUGGCAUGCUUAGAAAACUGCUGGAGAAAGUUGAGGUCUCUGCCAUUUGCUGACCAGGAGGAGGGGCAGGAUGCAUGUGCAGCCUCCCUGGCUAACAUAGAGAGUAUGCUUGUGGGUGCUAUAAAGGCCCUUCAGCCAUGGGCAUCCCCCAUAGACAGCAGUGCACAGACUCAGCAAGAGAAGGGGCACCCCAUGGAAAGUGGCCUGGCAACCCCUGUACAGCAGCCCUGCCAGCCCAUAUUGAAUGAGCAGGAACAUAGGAAGCUGCUUUCUGCUCAGAUAGUCCUGGAGGCCUCACUCAUCAACCAAAUAGCUGACUCUCUAAAGAAUACCACUUCAGAUGUGUAUGGUGUUCUCUGUGAGCUUACUCAGUCAGGGGAGUGGCCAUUAAAGGAAGAAAGUGCUGCCCUCUCUGCUGGGGCUCCAGUGGAGAUCUGGGCCAAGAAGGUGCUGGUGAAUGGUGAGUUCUGGAGCCAGGUCGAGUCCUUAAGUAAGCACCUAGGGACACUGGGACAAGAAACAGCCUGCACAUCAGGAGACAGGCAGCGGCAUAUUCCCCAGAGUCUGGCUGAUGCCACGUGGAUUCGUGCAGAGCUCAGCUAUGCCACACAAUCAUUAAGAGAAUUGUUUCACCAUAGGCUACAAAGCAUACAGGAGACCCUACAGGGGACCCAGGCAGCCUUACAGCAGCACAAAUGCAUGUUGGGAGAAAUCUUAGGAGCCUACCAAACCCCAGACUUUGAAAGAGUAAUUCAGCAGAUCUUAGAAACCCUCAGGAAUCCAGCUGGAAGGGAGGACCAGGUACAGACAUCCUGGGACCAGAGCCCAUUAGGAGAGGUGCUGAAGCCAGACACAGAGGGCUCCCAAGAGCCCUUGCAGGCUUUCCAUCAGAGCCCUGAAGUCCUUGCUGCCAUUCAGGAUGAGCUGGCCCAGCAGCUGAGAGAAAAGGCUAGCAUCCUUGAGGAGAUUUCAGCUGCCUUACCAGCUCUGCCUCCCACAGAGCAACUUGGGGGUUGCCAGAGGCUUCUGCAGAUGUCCCAGCAUCUCUCAUAUGAUGCUUGUCUAGAGGGCCUUGGUCAGUAUUCUUCAUUACUGGUUCAAGAUGCAAUUAUUCAGGCUCAAGUGUGCUAUGCAGCAUGCAGAAUUCGGCUGGAAUAUGAAAAGGAGCUGCGAUUUUACAAGAAGGCCUGUCAGGAGGCUACAGGAGACUCUUGCCAGAAGCGUGCACAAGCAGUUGGGGUCCUAAAGGAGGAGUAUGAAGAACUUCUCCACAAGCAGAAGAGUGAGUACCAGAAAGUGAUCACCCUCAUUGAAAAGGAAAACACUGAGCUCAAGGCCAAGGUGAGCCAGAUGGACCAUCAGCAGAGAUGUCUACAAGAAGCAGAAAGCAAACACAGUGAAAGCAUGUUUGCGCUGCAGGGCAGGUAUGAGGAGGAGAUUAGGUGCAUGGUGGAGCAGCUGAGCCACACCGAAAGUACACUGCAGGCUGAGCGUAGCCGGGUUCUCAGCCAGCUAGACGCAUCAGUCAAAGACAGGCAAGCCAUGGAACAGCAACAUGUACAGCAAAUGAAGAUGCUGGAGGACAGGUUCCAGCUGAAGGUCCGGGAGCUGCAGGCUGUCCAUCAGGAGGAGCUGAGGGCCUUGCAGGAACACUAUAUAUGGAGCCUGCGGGGAGCCCUCAGCCUCUGCCAACCCUCACACCCAGAUUCCCCACUGGCCCCCAGGCCAUCUGAGCCCAGAGCUGUGCCAACAGCCAAGGAUGAGGCCGAAUCCAUGACAGGGCUGCGAGAACGCAUCCAGGAGCUGGAGGCCCAAAUGGAUGUCAUGCGAGAAGAGCUAGGCCACAAAGAGCUGGAGGGUGAUGUGGCCACCCUGCGGGAGAAGUACCAGCGGGACUUUGAGAGCCUCAAGGCUACAUGUGAACGAGGCUUUGCUGCCAUGGAAGAGACACACCAGAAGAAGAUUGAAGACCUACAGAGGCAACACCAGCGGGAACUGGAGAAGCUGCGAGAGGAAAAGGACCGCCUCCUGGCUGAGGAGACAGCUGCCACCAUCUCAGCCAUUGAAGCCAUGAAGAAUGCUCAUCGGGAGGAGAUGGAACGGGAGUUAGAGAAGAGCCAGCGGUCUCAGAUCAGCAGCAUCAAUUCGGACAUCGAAGCCCUGAGGCGGCAGUACCUGGAGGAGCUGCAGUCAGUGCAGAGGGAGCUGGAGGUCCUUUCGGAGCAGUACUCCCAGAAGUGCCUGGAGAAUGCACACCUGGCCCAGGCGCUGGAGGCUGAGCGGCAGGCCCUACGGCAAUGCCAACGUGAGAACCAGGAACUCAAUGCCCACAACCAGGAGCUGAAUAAUCGACUGGCUGCGGAGAUCACACGGUUGAGGACACUACUGACUGGAGAUGGUGGUGGGGAGUCCACUGGGUUGCCACUCACACAGGGCAAGGAUGCCUACGAAUUGGAGGUCUUGUUGCGGGUCAAAGAGUCAGAAAUACAGUACCUGAAGCAGGAGAUCAGCUCCCUCAAGGAUGAACUCCAGACAGCCCUUCGGGAUAAGAAGUACGCUAGUGACAAGUACAAAGACAUCUAUACAGAGCUCAGCAUUGCAAAGGCCAAAGCGGACUGUGAUAUCAGCAGGUUGAAAGAGCAGCUGAAAGCAGCCACAGAGGCCCUGGGAGAGAAAUCUCCUGAGGGCACUACUGUGUCAGGAUAUGACAUCAUGAAAUCUAAAAGCAAUCCUGACUUCCUGAAAAAAGACAGAUCCUGUGUUACCCGGCAACUCAGAAACAUCAGGUCCAAGAGUCUGAAGGAAGGCCUGACGGUGCAAGAGCGCUUGAAGCUCUUCGAGUCCAGGGACUUGAAGAAAGACUAGCUGCGUCCUUAUCCACCUGACACAUCCUUCCCAGCUGGUGGCAGCAUAAGCCCAGGGCGGCUUUCAUCUGCAUCUGUGCUUUUCACUGUUGCCGUCAUUAACUGUGGGUAUGGAUGCAUGAGAGACUGCUGUGUGGGGUAUUUGCUCCAUUCCCUUCCCUGUUGAAUUCGACUUCCAUUGUCUUUAUCACAGCUUUUCCCCCAUGGUAUUCAAGAUUAGCCACGCUCAAGCAGUAGUGGGGAGGGCUUCCCCACUGACAUCUGAGCAGGACCCCCUUUGUCCUCCCACCACACUCACUGUCAGUAUUAAGGCACAGCAGCCUGUUAAUAAGCUAGCCCUGCCUCAGAGUAUACAUGUGGGGACCUGCCAGUGGCUUUGCUCUACUGCACCCAGCUGAGCACCACCCCUGCUGGUUAGAGCAGAGCCACCGAAUGUUCUAGUCUGCCCUGGUUGUUGAGGGGCCUUGGAUAGUGUCCAGCCUGUCCCCACUUCCUUUUGACCAGGGAGGACAGCAUUUUGUAUUUGGCCCACUGAUGCAGCUUAGACCCAAACCCCAGAUAAUCCUGGCAAAUCUUUCACAACCUGGAAAAUGUUGAAAGCAACCAUUCCUAUUUUGGUUUUUUAUUAAAUCUUGCACAAAAGCCCCGGCCCCUCUCAUUCCUUCCUCCGCUCGUGCCUCCCUUGCCUUUCUAACUCUGGUCCUCUGGUGGCUGACAAUAGUGACCUGCAGCCUGCACCUUCAGGCUUGUCAAGUGUGAUGAUCCUACCCUGGGUCAUCUAGAGGGGACAAAUUGCUGGGUUUUUAACCUGUCUGAAAAGUUGCCAAUGUUGUUUGGAGAAGGGAUGAGAGGACACCUGUGUGUGAAGACAGGGCUGCUAAGAAUAGCAGCAUGUGCUCAGAACCCUGAUUUGUCUGAGUUCUGGAAGGUUCCCUUGAAGUGUCUGCUUCUCAUGGAGCCAUUAACAGAGAGCCUGUGCUAAUAAGUUUGCUUUUCUAGCUUGCUGAAUAGGACUUUCUUACAACUCAAAGCAUUCUACAGUGUUUUGUUUUUUUGUUUUUUAAAGAAAGAAAACUUAGAGGUUUCUGUUCUAAAAAAAAAAAAAAAAAAAAAAAACCAUGCAGCAUACACAAAAGAGCCCCAUGUCAAAUAGGAGAGUCCGUGGCUUUACAACAAGAUCCCACCAUCCUGAGUCCCAGGUCCCUGGCUUGGAGCUUCCACUUUGUAAGUGUUGAGUCGGUCAGAUGGUCUCUGGGUGCGCAAAUUCAACUCAUGUGUGAAUCCCCUCAGUCAGUUCUACAUGAGUGAUGUUCAAGGUCAUCCACAGUGUCUAGCUGGCCUUGAAGUAGACAGGCAGAACCCCUCUCCCCCCCUCCCCCAUAACUGCUUGUGACAUUUGCAAGUGUGCUGCUGUCCCACAGACAAGCCUGGGCUUAAGUUCCUCAUUGGCACAUGCUUGCUGCUCAGUUGCCAUUUGUUUUCAGGAUAGGGCAAGUCAGAGUUGUUAAAAUGGAGCUGUUGCUGAAACAGUGUUUUGAGCUCAGAGUGGGCCAUGGUAGCAUGUGCAUGGCUGGGAUGCAGAGGCUGUAGUUUGUAUUAAGGACUACUGUUCUCUGACGACCUUCCUUUGCAACUGUCCUGCCCUUGGGACCCUCUGGCCACAGUGAAAUCAUCUCCCUGAUGUGCCACAGCGCCUUCUCAAGAUGCCAAGGAUACAGAUCAAAAGAACAUUUAUAGUACCUGGGAAUCAGAAGCAAGGGCUGGGAGACAAGCUGCACCUAUCGCAUCUGCCAAUCAAGCUCUUACUGAAGGCUCACUUUUGCCAUUACAGCACUCUCUGCCUAGGGCUGAUUUCACGUGUGGGUGUGUGGUGUGGUGGCCAGAUACUGAACUGGCACAAUAUAGGGAUGCCUGGAUCAUCUCCCACUGCCCAAGCCACGUGGGUACAUCUUGAGUUUUUUGGUAGUGACUUCCAGCAGAAGUGAGCCAGGAAAGAAGCUGGUCUUCUGUGUCCCUGGUGGCCAUGCAUGCUCACUGCAGCAUUUUACUUUGGACUGCUGCUGUCCUGUGUCAGUUCCCUUCCCCCAGGCUGUGCAGGGCUCACUUUUGCCUGACCUCCUUACAGGCAUCCCAUUCCCUGGAAAGAAGCUGAAGUUGAUGUAUUCCAGAGGAGGCAUCAAAUGUACCAGUAGAGGAAGAUGCUCAGUUGAGAAUGGCAUAGUGUAGACCAAGAAGCCUUGGGCUGUUCCCAGCCCAGUCAGUGGCAUGCUUUCCCCAUUUCAUAGUGGGAGCAGCAUUAAAAUGAACAGACUUCAGAAUUUUAUUCUCUUAUAUACGCUUGAAAUCUGCCAGCACAUCUGCAAGCAAACUGCCAUUACAGGGAACCUACCUGAUAUCAUAUGACAGCUGAUGUAAACACAUGCUUAAAUUACAUCUUGCACAUGUGUGGUGCCCAGCACCUGAACAGAGAGCACAUUUGUCACACAGGGCUGCCAAUUUUCUAGUAUGGUGGUGUCCACAGAGCCAGGGCCAUAAUGGGAGGCCCAUUGUUUCAGGGAGACCAGAGGAGGCCAGGGCCUCAUGAAGUAAGGAAUCACCAGAGGAAGAAGGCUGGGAAUGUAUGAAUUCACUGAGUGAAACCUAAAGCCAGAAUUGAACCUCUGCUGGAUCCAACAGCAGAACACUGAACUCUGGGUGUAGUUGUAUAUGCCUGUGUUCCAAGUCCUGGGUUAUGUAACAAGACUCUGACUCAAAAUACAGAUGGACUAAGGUUGUAUAUAUAGCUUAAUAAUGGUAGAGCACCCACCUAGCAUGUGUAAGACCUAGGGUUCAACUAUAGCACUACAAAGAGCACUUGUGAACUUCAGAACAUGUGCUGAAAAGGAGCCUGAAAGAGUUGACUAGGAAACAAAACUAGUGUGAAAGACAUUUGAUGGGAUAUGUAUUGCUGAUAACUUUCCUACAAAGGGAGAUGGCACACUGUCUUCUACCCUGGAACUGCAGAGAACUGAACACACUCCUCAUUGCUGACACCUAGCUGGUACUGAGGGGGAGUGGCUGGAUACCACAAGGCCUGCACUGUUUUUGUGGACCUGGGCAUCAUUUGGUGCAGAGAUUCCUGCAGUCCUGUUCUACACACCAAGUGGUCUUUCUCCUGACCUCUAACCAUACUCUGGCUCCCCAAACAGGCUGGAUAAGCAACCAGAGGCUCCAUGAAACCUGACAUCAGGGAGAACUUUGGGAUCCCCACUCCUGCCUCCAUGUGAAUAUCCAAUGCAAGCUGCAUACCAAAGUUAGCUGGGCAGCUACAGAUAGACUCAGAUACCCAAAUGUACACCCAAACCACAGACUCUGCUGAUGGAGGGGACACCAGUAACCUCUCAGCUGACUGGCCUGCACCAAAAGCAAGAGGGUUAGCUCUUCCUGCUAGGCUGUAAACAUCACCUUCCCAGCUCCUUUCUCACAGGAGCUCCCAGCAUACAACAGGGCACUCAGCCUUUCCUGUAGCUCAGAGCAAGUAGUGGUAUUUGAGACAUGAUACAGGGAUUUCAGUGCAGAGUUUGAGUUAGUAAAACAUCUAGACAGCCUUUUAGGAAGUAUGGAGGGCAAUGCUGGAUUCAGUGCAAACCCCACUCAAACAUCAGAAGACGGGGAGUUAGCUAGGUGUGGUUACUCACCAUUUAAUCCAGCACUUGGGAGGCAGAGACAAGCUAAAUUUGAGACCAGCCUGGUCUACAUAGUGAGUUCCAGAAGAGCUAGAGCUACACAGCGAAACCCCAUCUAUAAAUAAAACAACCCAAACAACAGAAGACUAAAUUAAUAACCAGUGUUUUGAAGGUUUUGGUUACUUGACAGUUGCUUUGCAGGCUAUCCCCUUAACCCACACUCAUGGCAAGCCCUGGCUGCUACUGAGAGCAUUCCAAGACUGGUAGAGCCACUCAAGGAAAACCAGGAAUAUGAGGAACUUCUGGUACCCAGCCUUCAGGCUUCUUAGGGGAACUGGCUGGGGUUAUAGGCUGCUUCAGGUCCAGGUGCCUAGCUUCUGACGGAACUGUGGGGCUGGAUUGUGUACAGCCUGACUACUAGUCUCUUAUCUAGCUCCCUGGGUAUAAUUCUGUUGACACUGGUAAGGAACUAGUCCAUCAGUACAGAGUUUAAAAACUAGACAGUCCAGAACUGAAGGACUUUAAGGCCUCUCCAAUUUCUGUGGGUCACCAGUAAGCCUGGCAUCUUCCAUGGUGGAGCAGGACUCCAUAGCCAGCAUUUGCCAUAAAGAGGUGCAGUUGUAAUGGCUGACACAGCCCACUCUAGCUUGCCAGUCAACAUGCUCUUGGCAUCUCUCCUUUUGUUAGGCAUACCACACAGCCGAUUUUAUUUUAGCUAGGAAUAAAUUGUAAAGAACACUAAAUUCAUUAUUAGUUUCUAUCACAAACUUCAAUUUAAAUAGAUUUUAAUCACUAAGAUUUACCUUUGGUAUUAAUGCUUUAAUGCCAAGAUUCAAAACCAGUUCUGUGGUACUUAACCAGUGUGGCUUUCUGUGGGUGUGCUAUGUAGAAAUAGUAAGCAUCCCAGUUACAGUGGCUCCUUGACAAUCAGAACUCUAGGUGACCUUCCAUUACAGCUGCUUGACUGGGCUGGGGUGCAUGUCUGUGAACAGGACAUCUUGCAGGGCCACUUUGCAGCAGUCACAGGCUUGUGCCAUCUCACCUGGUAUUUAGUUUCUGUUCUGAUACAAUCAAUUUGGUUGCCAGACUGAAAGUGUAGAAGAAAAUGGAGCCUCACUGAGCCAAGGGAGGCUGUGAGUACAGCUUCCAGAACCAGCUUAGGCCUCAGUGUAUGUGCAUAGGGUGUGGCCUUCCUGCAGAUAAAGUGUCCCCUAAACUCCUCAUUCAAACAUUUUAUGGUUUAGUAUAAGGCGUUUCCUACAAAGUUUGUGGUCAGGUGUUCACUAUAAUUGAAAUGUUAAUUUGUAGAAAUAUUUAUUCCUUUGUGUGACAAGCUAGAGUCCUUGGCUAUAGCUAACCAUUUUUAUUGUGUAAAUACUGCUUGAUUUUACAUGAACUGUAUCAUAAUAAACUAUUUUUGCAUUGCC
Molecule: messenger RNA, 12047 nt
Organism: Cricetulus griseus (Chinese hamster)
Lineage: Eukaryota; Metazoa; Chordata; Mammalia; Rodentia; Cricetidae
Source: RefSeq, a predicted model, not a curated record